Messenger RNA from Racocetra fulgida, 942 nucleotides. NCBI's taxonomy places the organism in Eukaryota, Fungi, Glomeromycota, Glomeromycetes, Diversisporales, Gigasporaceae. The record is from the annotation of a GenBank genome assembly.
AUGUUAAAUGUUGCUGAUUUUGAAGAUACUGGUCCAAAAACUACCGUCCCCAAUACUAAUGCCAUUAGUCACCUCACUUAUCUCGGUGGUGGUAGUAUUUAUGAUGAUGAGAAACCUCCACGAAAAGGUGUUGUGUCAUAUAUUUCUGAGUCAUCGACGUUAAUUGACUCGAUGCCUGAUGGUGAUCAUAAAACAAUCAGUAAUAUAAAACCAUCUGAAAGUAUAACAAUAUCUCAAGCAAUGAGUCCACAAAGUAACCUUCUCACUGUUUCAUUAUCACCUAUUAAAGAGGAAACUAUACCAGAUCUAACACAAGUAACAAUAAUACAAAAAAAUAAACCAAAUAAAUCAGAAAUACCACAACUAACAAUAAUACAAGAAAGCAAUCAAGGUGAUAGUGAUAUUUCUUCAACUCAUAGCAUAACGACUACUGAGUUUGAUAGGCAAAGUAAAAUAAGCAUCGAACGAACAACUAUUCAUAGUAUUAUUGAGGAAGUUUAUGUGGAUGAUGAUGGAAAUCCUAUAGAUGUUAAUUCUUUGAAUGCUGAUUCCAAAACUAUUCAUAGUAUUAUUGAGGAAGAUGUGAUUGUGGAUGAAAAUGGAAAUCCUAUAGAUUCAAACACUCUUUCUGGAAAUAGUGGGUUACUGGUUCCAGGUGAAAGGACGCGAAGGACAAGUGUUAUAUCAACAAAUACUUUGAAUACUGAUUCAAAAACUGUUCAUAGUAUAAUUGAGGAAGAUGUGAUUGUGGAUGAAAAUGGAAAUCCUAUAGAUCUAAGCACUCUUUCUGAAACUGGUGGGUUACUGGUUCCAAGUGAAAGGGUGCGAAGGGCAAGCAUUAUAUCAACAAAAACUGUUAUAAGUCAAGUAAGUCAGAUUAUAUAUCAAGAUGAAAGUAGUGUAAUUGAACAUUCUGGGGAAUUGGGUAAUAUUAAUGAAUAA